Messenger RNA from Kogia breviceps (pygmy sperm whale), 1803 nucleotides. RefSeq names its product ADP ribosylation factor 6 (gene ARF6). Gene Ontology annotation, molecular function: GTPase activity; GTP binding. Gene Ontology annotation, cellular component: recycling endosome membrane; endocytic vesicle; ruffle. NCBI's taxonomy places the organism in Eukaryota, Metazoa, Chordata, Mammalia, Artiodactyla, Physeteridae. The record is from RefSeq and is a predicted model, not a curated record. Gene Ontology annotation, biological process: vesicle-mediated transport; regulation of dendritic spine development; intracellular protein transport.
CGCUAGAGCAGCGACAGGUGGCGGCGGGUGAGAGUCCGAGAUUCGCGGGGGUGGGGGCUGGCCGCACCUGCGAGCCCUCUGAGCCGCCGUAGCCCCGCCCCUCCGCGCGUGGCGCCCCGACGCUUAGCGCGCGGGCCGCUCUUUUUACAGAGGUCGCUCUUGUCCGAACGGGCGGCCUCUGCUGCGCCUGCGUGGUCGGGAGGGGAAGUGAGGCGGUUUCCUCGGCGCCUUUUCCGGCGGCGGCGGCGGCAGAGCUGGGAGGAGGCGGUGGAGGCCGGAGGGAGCCCGCGCUCGGGGCGGCGGCUGGAGGCAGCGCACCGAGUUCCCGCGAGGAUCAAUGACCUGACGGGGCGCCGGAGCCGCGCUGCCUCUCGGGUGGCCUGGGUCGGUGGUGAGCGUGGUGCUCGCGGACCGGGAGCCGGGCCGAAGGGCCGCAGUCUCCCGCGGCGGAGCGAGGAGAAGGCGGAGGAGCGGGCACCGCGGCGGCGCUCGCGCGGCGCCUGCGGGGGGAAGGGCAGUUCCGGGCCGGGCCGCGCCUCAGCAGGGCGGCGGCUCUCCCGGCGCAGACUCAGCGCCCCGGCGGCCGCGGCGACUGGAGGAAUCAAGUUGUGCGGUGGGUGAUGCCCGAGUGAGCGACGGGUCCGGGCCUCUCCCCCGAGGAGGCGACUCCCACGCAGGCCGCACAGGCGCCCUCGCGACUGGGAGGCUCCGUUUCGGUUUCACGGCGGCGGCGGCGGCGUUGUUGGCGGAGGGGACCCGGGACACCUGAAUGCCCCCGGCCCCGGCUCCUCCGACGCGAUGGGGAAGGUGCUAUCUAAGAUCUUCGGGAACAAGGAAAUGCGGAUCCUCAUGUUGGGCCUGGACGCAGCCGGCAAGACCACCAUCCUGUACAAGUUGAAGCUGGGCCAGUCGGUGACCACCAUCCCCACCGUGGGUUUCAACGUGGAGACCGUGACUUACAAAAACGUCAAGUUCAACGUGUGGGAUGUGGGCGGCCAGGACAAGAUCCGGCCGCUCUGGCGGCAUUACUACACCGGGACCCAGGGUCUGAUCUUCGUAGUGGACUGCGCCGACCGCGACCGCAUCGACGAGGCCCGCCAGGAGCUGCACCGCAUUAUCAAUGACCGGGAGAUGAGGGACGCCAUAAUCCUCAUCUUCGCCAACAAGCAGGACCUGCCCGAUGCCAUGAAACCCCACGAGAUCCAGGAGAAACUGGGCCUGACCCGGAUUCGGGACAGGAACUGGUAUGUGCAGCCCUCCUGUGCCACUUCAGGGGACGGACUCUAUGAGGGGCUCACAUGGUUAACCUCUAACUACAAAUCCUAAUGAGCCUCUUCUCCGCCCAUCCCCCGGAAGGAGAGAAAUCAAAAACCCAUUCAUAGGAUUAUCGCCACCAUCACCUCUUUCAGUUGCCACUUUCUCUUCUUUGAAUUUGAACUCUGGAGUUACCGUUCUGCGGUUUGGGGGAGGGGGUUAGGGGUUUUCUUUUUUGUUUCUUUUCUUUUUUUUCUUUGCUUUGCGUUAGGAUGCUCUGAUCUGACUUUUGACAUGAACACAAAGUGCUAGAUGCUCUUGUUGACUUCCAGCAAAUGGGAUGGGGGAAGUAUAGCGGUUCUCGGUAAAUUCCUUUAUAAUAAUGGUUUGAUUUUUUUAUUUCGAGAGAAUCUUCUUUUCCAAUGUAUGCUUUUUUUCCUUUUUGCCCAGUUUCCUUAUCACUUGCUGUAGAUGGCUUAUUUUGCAUUCAUGCAGACUGUGUUGCAAGUCUGUUUCACCUAGUAAACUGAAAAUUAUUGCUUAAUCAAA